CAUGCUCACACACCAAAGACAUAAAUUUCUAUUGAAUCCGUCUGAAUCGCAGAGACGGAAUGGUAGAUGCUGCCGGUAACAAAGUGGUUGUGUGCGACAAUGGCACAGGAUUUGUGAAGUGUGGCUAUGCCGGAGCCAACUUUCCAUCUCACAUUUUUCCUUCUCUUGUUGGUCGACCGAUUAUUCGUUCUACUGUGAAAGUAGGCGAUAUUGAAGUGAAGGAUCUGAUGGUUGGCGAUGAAGCUAGUCAGUUGAGGUCAAUGCUUGAGGUGAAUUAUCCGAUGGAGAAUGGAAUAGUUCGUAACUGGGAUGACAUGUUGCACGUGUGGGACUACACAUUCAAAGAAAAACUGAAAGUAGACCCAAAAGAUUGCAAAGUCUUGUUGACAGAGCCUCCCAUGAAUCCUAAAAAGAACAGAGAGAAAAUGAUUGAGACCAUGUUUGAGAAAUAUGAUGUUGCUGGUUGUUACAUCGCAGUUCAAGCUGUUCUUACACUUUAUGCUCAAGGCUUGUUGACUGGUGUUGUGAUUGACUCUGGAGAUGGUGUGACACACAUCUGUCCAGUCUAUGAAGGAUUUGCUCUUCCACAUCUGACAAGACGACUGGACAUAGCAGGUCGAGACGUCACAAGAUAUCUCAUCAAGUUGAUGUUGCUGCGAGGAUACGCAUUUAAUCACUCAGCUGACUUUGAGACUGUCAGAAUGAUGAAAGAGAAACUUUGCUAUGUCGGGUACAACAUUGACCUUGAACAGAAAUUAGCUAAUGAGACGACAGUGCUUGUUGAGACAUACACGCUUCCCGAUGGUCGAGUUGUCAAAGUGGGUGGCGAACGGUUUGCAGCUCCGGAGGCUCUAUUUGAGCCACAUUUGAUUGAUGUGGACAGUGUGGGCGUGGCAGAACUUCUCUUUAAUACUAUCCAAGCUGCCGACAUCGACACGAGGGCUGACUUUUAUAAACACAUUGUGUUGUCUGGUGGCUCAACUAUGUACCCUGGACUACCAAGUCGUUUGGAGAGAGAAAUCAAGCAGUUGUAUCUUGAAAGAGUGCUGAAAGGCGACACAAGCAAACUAUCUAAAUUCAAGAUUCGCAUUGAAGACCCACCUCGUCGGAAGCACAUGGUGUUCCUUGGAGGUGCCGUGCUAGCAGACAUCAUGAAAGACAAAGCGUCAUUCUGGAUGUCUCGUCAAGAAUACAAAGAACGUGGCCUGAACGUACUGGAGAAAUUGGGAGUGAAGGUUGGCUGAUGUGUAUUUAGAGAAUGUGCAUGUGCACUAAUAAUGAUGAUGAUGAAUUGACAUUUUUGAGUGUUUACUGUUUCGAUGAGCGGAUUUCGACUUGUUUGUUUGUUAUCAACAGUGAAUCUACUUAGUAUAGUUUGUAGAGUGUCUAAUAUUGCAAUAUGCAGGUCUGUGUGACUUGAUUGUAACACACUUGCAUAUGUACUCAACAA
Corticium candelabrum is the source of this 1450-nucleotide messenger RNA. RefSeq names its product actin-related protein 2-B. Gene Ontology annotation, molecular function: actin filament binding. Gene Ontology annotation, cellular component: Arp2/3 protein complex; actin cortical patch. The transcript is spliced from 10 exons. Bases 60 to 1244 code for a protein of 394 amino acids. The record is from RefSeq and is a predicted model, not a curated record. NCBI's taxonomy places the organism in Eukaryota, Metazoa, Porifera, Homoscleromorpha, Homosclerophorida, Plakinidae. Gene Ontology annotation, biological process: Arp2/3 complex-mediated actin nucleation.